GGCGGCCGCAACCCCUCGCCUGUUCGUCCUCGUCGCCGUCCAUCCUGCGCUCGCCUUCCUUGCUGCGCUUGCGCCGUCGUUGGCGACCCUCUCGUUCUCAUCCUCCGAUCCGCUCACCGUCUGCUCACUCGUUCUGUAUAUACUACUGAUGGAUCGUUCACUGCUUUGGUCGCCCGCAGACUUCCAGCCAGCCAUAACCAUCUGACGGGCGAGGUCAACGGUGGAGUGACGUACGGCUUGGUUUCGUCGUCUCCUGAGCAUGGCGUCCACGUUUCAGAAUACGUGGCAGAUUGCGCUCGAUGCCGAAAGGGAGCUUCUGAAGAGCCUUGCCGACAAGGAACCUACGUUUACCGCAAUCUCGCACUAUCUUUCAGAGUCAGUCUCCCUUCCCGAGAGAGCUGCAGCCGCCGCUUGAUGCCCAUGUCCUGAGAUCUGACCAUUCCCCUCCCUCCGAUGGCGCAGAUUCCGGACCGCCUGCCAGAAUGCCAUCCUCCGGGAUUUUGAAGCCGCGCGCUCCGUCGAUGUUGAGACCCACCUGUGGGAUAUGCAUCUCAAGAUCAACACUCGAUUCCGCAAACUGCUC
Molecule: messenger RNA, 583 nt
Organism: Aspergillus steynii IBT 23096
Lineage: Eukaryota; Fungi; Ascomycota; Eurotiomycetes; Eurotiales; Aspergillaceae
Exons: 2
Coding region: 260-415 (51 amino acids)
Source: RefSeq, a predicted model, not a curated record